CUCUCGCAACCAGUCAUCGAGAGAAUUGCACUUCGCUUUACGACUCAUUAUCAAAGUCGCACAUCCCAGUUAAGCUAAAUAAUAGCAUUGACGGAUUUCUCCAAUUUUAAAAGGCUCAAGGUGCUAUACUUUGACGGCUCCUUCGCACACCAAAGCCCUUGGACAGGCUCUUUAAUAUCUUGAAUAACCUCUCACAUUCCAAUUAUUCAAAAUGGUUACCCUUACCGAGGUCGAGGACGAGCACUUCCAGCACGGCCAGGCUGGUCCCGAUGUCGAGGAGGACGACGAGGAUUACUCGGACACUGAUUCCGAGAUUUCCAACGAAUCCGACUACGACCCUUCAGAUGAGACUCUCGCUGAGCGAUUAUAUGCGCUGCGCGAUAUCGUACCUCCCACUACUCGCUCUUGGAUCUCCGGCAAAGCCAGCACCGUCAGCAAUGCCGCCUGGAGCGUUCUUUCUUUCAGCGGCAAGGGUGCUUGGGUGAUCACUACCUCGGCCCUCUUCUUCGGUGUUCCUUUCGCCCUGUCCUUCGCCGAGGACCAGCAACUCACUGCCAUGGAGCAAGAGUACAACAUGCGACAAAGCGGCAGUGACCUUCUGACCGCUGGCUCCGAGCAGAGCACCGCCGAUCAGGUUGGCGCAGCUCUCGAGGGCAAGCCCGCCCAGCCGUCUCUGUAAACCAUUAGCUUGGUGUCACAUAUUCGACAAAAACCUCGACCUUGUGUUUCUGGGUAUGGGGAAGAUUUAGACGGCGCGCCUUUUAUUGCUGGGCGCAGUCGUUGUUGGACCGCAUAAAAAGAAGUACGGCCUUCCAAGUGUACAAUAUCUAUUCACGGCGUAAACGGCCGACGGAAAGCCCCAUGACGGAUGCAAUUGGGCUGAACCGGGAGGAACGAGAAGCGUAACGCAUCCAUGGCGCAUGGUCACCGGUGUAAAGUAUAGGAUGGGGUUGGUAAUGACUGCGAUCUCAUCUCCUGGAAAGGCGGUUUCACAUGUAUUUUAUCUCACUAGAGAUGUAUCAUUGAUGAUUUAUGUGUGAGCUUUACUCAAGCAAUGAACUGUACCU
Messenger RNA from Fusarium graminearum PH-1, 1067 nucleotides. RefSeq names its product import receptor subunit tom-22. Gene Ontology annotation, biological process: intracellular protein transport. Gene Ontology annotation, cellular component: mitochondrial outer membrane. The record is from RefSeq and is a predicted model, not a curated record. The coding region runs from base 212 to 679 and encodes 155 amino acids. NCBI's taxonomy places the organism in Eukaryota, Fungi, Ascomycota, Sordariomycetes, Hypocreales, Nectriaceae. The transcript has 2 exons.